GACACAUUUUAAAACAUCUAAUGCCACAUUGAAACAUUGACAGUGAAGAAGCCAUCUGGCCAAAGGACACAAUCCCCAUCAAAACUGCAGGACUGCAAGAAAAGAUUAGGGGAAAGACAUUAUGUGACAGGUACCAAGUGGGCAGUGACGGUGCACACAGUAUCUGUUUGAGUUUCACACUGUUUUUGUUUGACUGCCAUUUCCCGAGGAAGGUCUCGAUAGCCCAACUAUCCGGAAUUGUUACACUGGGCAAUAUGGAGCCUCGGAACAUUUCAACAAGACUUUGCUAAUAUCAACCUGCAUGAGCAUGCCGCAAGACUGAAAGCCAAAACGUAUCGUCUUUUCGUCAGUAUAACACCAGAGGACGAGAGUAGUGAUUUUGAAAUUUUGGGAAUUUUUGUUUUCAUUUUCAGUUUCUUAUAAAGAGCAGCUGUCUUGUCUGAUCAUGAACACCUCGAUGAACAAGACAGACUGCCCAGAGUUGACUGUUCCUGUCCCUGUCUUCUUCACCAUUGGCGUAUUCAGUUUGAUGGAGAAUCUCUUGGUUGUGGUGGCUGUCAUAUACAACCGAAAUCUCCACUCGCCCAUGUACGGCUUCAUGUGCAGCCUAGCGGGCUUCAACACCAUCGCCAGCCUCGCGAAAACCUGUGAGAACGUCCUGCUUGUUUUCGCAGAUGCCGGACAACUGGAGAAGAUAGGUUCCUCUGAGACCAAGCUUGAUGACGUGAUUGACUCACUGCUCUGUAUGUCCUUUCUGGGUUCAAUUUUCAGUUUCCUGGCCAUAGCCGUGGACCGAUACGUCUCUGUAUUCCAUGCACUUAGAUACCACAACAUCAUGACAAUGCGGCGUACAGGGACCAGUCUGGGCAUCAUCUGGACAAUUUGUGGGGUGUCAGCCAUGUUCAUCGUGAGCUUCUUCGACUUCAAGUUCAUCAUGAUCUUCUUUGUUUGCCUAUUUUUGAUCUGCUUUGUCGUCAUCUGCUUCCUUUAUGUUUAUAUGUUCAUGCUGGCACGUAACCAUGCCAGGAAAAUUGUCUCUGUGAACUCAGGUGGCGGUGAAAAAUGUCGUUUGAGGUGGUGGGGUGGCAGUAUGAGAGGAGCCAUAACACUUACUAUCCUCUUUGGAGCAUUUGUUUUGUGUUGGGCACCUUUUUUCCUCCACAUCAUCAUCAUGGCCGUAUGCCCGACUGACCCAUAUUGCGAGUGUUACAGGUCACUCUUCCAGCUCCAUGUGUUGCUGCUUAUGAGCCAUGCCCUCAUUGAUCCUGCUAUCUAUGCCUUCCGCAGCGCAGAGCUUAGGCAUACGUUCAGAAAGAUGCUUCCUUGUUCAUGAGAGAUACAGCCUUUAUUUAAAAUCUUCCUGUGGGUCUAUUUUCAUUACCUGAGCAAAAUUGACGUACAGUUCCAUUCUAUUGAUACGCUUUCCAUCCAUCCAUCCAUCCAUCC
Molecule: messenger RNA, 1446 nt
Organism: Hippocampus comes (tiger tail seahorse)
Lineage: Eukaryota; Metazoa; Chordata; Actinopteri; Syngnathiformes; Syngnathidae
Gene: mc2r
Product: melanocortin 2 receptor
Exons: 2
Coding region: 446-1333 (295 amino acids)
Biological process (GO): G protein-coupled receptor signaling pathway
Cellular component (GO): membrane
Molecular function (GO): melanocortin receptor activity
Source: RefSeq, a predicted model, not a curated record